AUACGGGGGCUGAGGACAAGUCGUGCAUAAUAUCAUCGAGCAGCUGGGGUGGAAAAGCAGCACAGAGCCCCGGUAUUGAGCACACAUCCUACCAGAGACAACAUGGGUUGUUACGACUGCUGUAUGAAGUGCCUGGGAGGAGUACCAUAUUGCUCCCUGGUGGCCACUCUGAUGUGUUUCUCAGGGAUAGCUCUGUUCUGUGGCUGUGGUCACCAGGCCCUCACUGAGACGGAGAGACUCAUCGAGACAUACUUCGCCCGUAACCUACAGGACUACAUUACCCUGGCCUACCUUAUCCAGUAUUUCCAGUAUGUUAUCUAUGGCUUGGCUUCAUUCUUCUUCCUCUACUGCAUCGUACUGCUGGCGGAGGGAUUCUACACCACCAGCGCCGCCAAGCAGACCUUCGGAGAGUUCAGGAGCACCCUGUGUGGACGCUGUCUUAGUAGCACGUUUAUAUUGAUAACGUACCUUCUGGCGGUGGUGUGGCUGUUGGUGUUUGCCUUCUCUGCCUUGCCUGUCUAUUUCUUCUACAACAUGGACGCUACCUGCCACACCAUCACCGUCCUGACUGAGACCCCAGCUAGCAUCAACCAGCUCUGUAUCGACGCCAGGCAGUACGGGCUCCUACCAUGGAAUGCUUUGCCAGGCAAAGCUUGUGGAAUGACACUGUCCACUGUCUGCAAAACCAGAGAGUUCCGUGUGACCUAUGACCUGUUCAUCGCUGCGUUUGCCGGGGCUGGCAUUACACUCUUGGCUCUGCUCACCUACAUGGUGUCCACCACCUAUAACUUUGCGGUGCUGCGGUACCUGGGGAGAAAGGGCAUAGGCACGCGGUGUUAAGACUCUCCACUUCCUCCCUCCUGUCUCUCCAUCCGACACAGAGACACCCAGAGAGGACACUAUGACUCCCUAACACCCCUCUGCCUAUCCUCAACACCACCGGUGGAGUUGAUUCUUUGAACUUGAGUGAUUGAUUCCUUGAACGAUUCCUAUUCUUUCCAUGUUUCCCUUCACGACCCACCAUCCUUUCCAUGGACUGUGUGUUCGUAGCACCAUGGGUGGUUUGAUGGAAACCCAGACGUAUACUACCUUAGUCUACUGCUUUGUCACACUGCUCUUCUCAUGUUAUAUUUACUUUGCUCUGAAGCUGUCUUCUUCACGUUAGAAGUUUUCUGUAUUUUUGUUAUUCUCCAUGUGUAUUUUAUCAUGGGUUUGUAAAGAUUGAUGUAAUGUUCCUCAUAUACUGCGGUUAGUGUGCCUGACGUAUACACCAUGUUUUCCUCACUUUUUAAAACGUAAAUCACAUGUAAAACCUACCUAGUAACAUAACAAAGAUCAUUUUAUUUGAC
Molecule: messenger RNA, 1349 nt
Organism: Salvelinus namaycush (lake trout)
Lineage: Eukaryota; Metazoa; Chordata; Actinopteri; Salmoniformes; Salmonidae
Gene: plp1a
Product: proteolipid protein 1a
Exons: 7
Coding region: 103-840 (245 amino acids)
Biological process (GO): axon development; central nervous system myelination
Cellular component (GO): plasma membrane; myelin sheath
Molecular function (GO): structural constituent of myelin sheath
Source: RefSeq, a predicted model, not a curated record